AUUAAAUUCAUAUCUAGUUCAUACUUUUAAAAAAUGGCGAUAAAAUCUGUUACCCAAAAGAGGAAACUGAAUCAAAUAAAUGAUAAGGAGUUGAAGUUUGAGAAGAUGCCACGUAUCUCGAAAGAAUUCAAUUCUAAAGGAUCUAAAAAGAAAGAAAAGAAGUUUAAUUCAAAUCUUCUUCCUAUUAAAGUUGCUUCAGGCAAAGUACUUCAGCAAAGUGUUAGUGAAGAUGAAGAAGAGGAAGAAGAAGAAGUGGAAGAGCUGAUCUGUGAAGCUCCAGAGGUCCAAAAUGAGAAUGUGUCCAAAGAACCUGCUCUAACCACGAAGGAUCUUUUGUUAAAAAGGAAAAAAAAUAUCCAAGAAGCAAAGUCAAAGAUUUCACAAUUGGCAUCUGAUAUACUCGCCGAACCACAGAAAAGUUUAAAAAUGAUUAAAGAUUUGCGGCUGAUGAUGGAGAACCGAGAAUCUCCAGAGAGCUAUUACACUAUAAAGAAGCUUGUCACUGUUUCUCUAGCUUGCCUGUUUGUUGAUAUUCUACCUGGUUACAGGAUACGUGAAAGAACAGAGCAGGAGAAGGCGGUAAAGUUAAGUAAAGAGGUAAAAGCAUUAACUGAGUAUGAAGAUGGUCUACUGCACCAAUACCAGCAGUACCUACAGUCAUUGGAAAAAAUGAUUAAGAUGCGACGUCGAUAUGGAAAUAAAAAUCCUGCAACACGGGCCCAGUUAUCUAUGAGUGAGGUUGCAGUGCAAGCGAUGUGUGAUUUGUUUAAGCAUACAUCACACUUUAACUUUCACAACAACAUAACAGUGGUUUUGGUACCAAUAGCCAAUGAUGAUAGGAACCCAAAGGUUCGGAAAAUAUGCUGUGAUGCUUUAGAGGCAAUCUUCUUAUCGGACAAACUGGGUUCUUCCAUUCUUGCUGCAGUUAAGGCUAUCGCAAAAGUUUCUAAAGAAAGAGGGCCAAACAAACUCAGGGCAGAGUUUUUGAACACACUUUUGAAGUUAAAGAUUAAUCAAGUUGAUUAUUCUCUCAUUAACCAUAAGAAAACAAAGCAGGAAAAGAUGGAGGCAAAGCGGGAAAAGAAAAAAAUGUCAAGGAGAGAAAUCAAGCAAAUGAAAAAGCAGAAGAAACUUAAAAAUGAAUUAAAAGAGGUUGCUGCUGCUGAAGAUCACGAUGAGAAGAUGGCUUUGCAUACUGAAACUAUUCAGCAAGUAUUUCUUAUAUAUUUUAGGAUUCUUAAACAUAAAAAGGGAGAUUUGGAUGGAUCGCAGGCUGUACUACCAGCAGUGCUUCAAGGCUUAGCCAAAUUUGCACAUAUGAUUAACAUUGAUUUUUUCUCGGAUCUUUUCGCGGUUCUGCAAUCUCUGGUCUCACAGCAAACUCUACCACUCCAACAAAAUGUACAUUGCAUUUUUACUGCAUUUACUAUUUUAUCGGGUCAGGGAGAGAUUUUAAAUAUUGAUCCUGUAGACUUGUACAAAAUGCUCUUUUCUUUGUUGCAUGAAGUGGUUAUGAAUGCUCCACAUUUAAAAAAGAAAAACAAGGAUGUUACUAAGGAAGAUUUAGACAUGAUUUUAAUGUGUGUCUCUAUUAUGCUUAACAAAAGAAGAAAGCAAAUCACACUAAAUUCUCUUAAUUCCUUUAUCAAAAGACUGUCAACCAUUGCAGUUCAUACCGAACAAUUCAAACACACUGUUAAGAUAUUAGAAGAAAUUCAAAAGCUGUUGAACAGCAAUAGCAAGGCAUUGUCUCUUUUUGAUUCCUCAUCCCAAAGUUUUGGAACUCACAACCCUUACCUGGACGAUCCAGAAAAAAACUGUUCCCAAGCUUCAUGCUUGUGGGAAAUGCACUUGCUUAGGAGACAUUAUGCCACUUCAAUUAAACAAACGGCAUUUCAAAUUUUAAGAAAAGCAUCAAAGGAACAAUAAAGACUUUUUUCAAUAGUUUUGUGUGUUCGGUGUCUUAUGGUUUAUUUUGAAUUCUACUGUACCAUUGAUUUCAAAACCAAAUAUGAUGCAUAUCGGAAAUUCAAAAAUAACUAAUAACAAGUUUUAAUAUAUUACCUGUAUACCACUUUCGGUUUAAAUUCUAAAAACUAAUCGAUAAAUAAGUUGCUAUGUGUCUAAACCUCUGUAACCAAAGUAUAAUUCUUAAUAUAUUACGAUUGGUUUUCAGUCAAACUACAGGUGAAGAAAAUAAAAAUUAAGAUAUGCGGACAUAUGGGCAUUGCAAAAACAAUUAAAAUGUAUUAGCGGCUUGUGCUGGCCAAAUUUUUAUGUGGCACAUCAUUGGUGUGUGUGUGUUGAUCCAUGACGUCAUACCACCAAGUCUAGCAUUUUAGUUUUGUGUUAUAGUACUGUGGGGUAAGAUGUACAUUUUUGGCACAUAGUAUUUAAAUAUCCUUAGUGCGUUUUAAACAAUUAACAACAGUCAACGGGAGUCGUGGGGAGAUCCGGGUUUCUAAUUCUUUGAAUGUUCUUUGUUUACUAUAUUAUGA
Ciona intestinalis (vase tunicate) is the source of this 2498-nucleotide messenger RNA. RefSeq names its product nucleolar complex protein 3 homolog. NCBI's taxonomy places the organism in Eukaryota, Metazoa, Chordata, Ascidiacea, Phlebobranchia, Cionidae. Gene Ontology annotation, cellular component: nucleolus. The record is from RefSeq and is a predicted model, not a curated record. Gene Ontology annotation, molecular function: chromatin binding. Gene Ontology annotation, biological process: DNA replication initiation.